UAGAGACGGAUUUACUCGCCGGAGGCGGUUAUUUUCCCGCCCUUUCAUUGCCCGAACGGAUUUUUUUUAACCGCUGCGUGGUUUCCGGCUCAAUGAGCGAGUAGCCCCCACAUUACUUUGGGGGAUACUAGCUCCUCCCCACACCCCGUGUCAGUCUUUCCCGCCAAAUAUAAACGUGUGUCAAAUUCACCUCGCAGGGCAGGAAGGUACAGCCGCCAUUUUAUAAAAUGGGGCCGUUUGUGAUUCAGUGGCUCUGUCAAAGCCUAUGGGGCAACCCCCCCCCUCCACACACACCCUGUACACACACUCCUAAAAACGCCAAUGGGGUGCCCACUAAUCCCACAUGGGCUUAUAUCAAAGCCGUGAGGCACCAGUUUUGGCACAUUUCAUGCUUAUGCUAUGGCGAUGUUGGCGAUAUUGGCUCAUGCCAAGCCAGUGUGGGUGGAUCCCCUAACAAGGCCACUUUAAUGACCAAAAAACACACUGGUGUCAGGCAGGCUCACAUGAACAGACAGAAAGUCCCAAUAUUGCCAUGGGAUAAAAUGCUGUUGGCGUGUGCCAAUUUGGACCUAUAAAAAUCCACGAUAUGGACUCAUGGCAGUACUCUGUCGGCAAACACCAAAUGCUCAACGGCAGGAAAACAUUGCAUAGUUGCAUUGUCAAAAGGUUUGGUGUGGUGAGUGGCAGAUUCCUUUCCACCGGGGGUAUUUGUUUUGGAGUCAACACCCUUGCUAUUGGCUCCGUUGAAAUGUCCGUGUGUGAGGACAUGUUGCUGUGCAAUUACCGCAAGUGCCGUGUCAAGCUCUCAGGCUAUGCCUGGGUCACGGCUUGCUCACACAUAUUCUGUGACCAGCACGGUAGUGGGGAAUUCAGCCGUUCACCAGCAGUCUGUCCUGCCUGCAACAGUGCCCUCUCUGGCAAGCUAGAUAUUGUCCGCACUGAGCUAAGUCCCUCUGAAGAACACAAGGCCAUGGUGUUAGCUGGACUUCGGCCAGAGACUGUGCUGGACAUCAGCUCCCGUGCACUCGCCUUCUGGACAUACCAGGUUCACCAGGAGCGCCUGUACCAGGAAUACACCUACAGCAAGGCUGAGGGACACCUGAAGCAGAUGGAGAAGGUGUACACCCAGCAGCUGCAGAGCAAGGACAUGGAACUGACCUCCAUGAAGAGCGAGGUCUCCUCCCUGAAGAAGGUGCUGGAGGAGUACAAGAAGAAGUUCAGCGAGCUCUCUGAGAAGCUCAUGGAGCGCAACCGCCAGUACCAGAAGCUCCAGGGCCUCUAUGACAGCCUCCGCCUGCGCAACAUUGCCAUAGCUAAUCAGGAGGCUGCCCACGAGCCUCCCAUAAUGCCUCAGCCUGCUGUCUUUGGCUUCCCAUUGGGUAAUGCUGCCAGGUUCCCUGGGGAUGCCACGCCGGUCCGGGGCAGGUGUGGGGAGGGAGACUUCCACUUCAAACCCUUCUUUGCCACAUCCCCACCUGCAGGUGAAUCCAGCAACAGCUUCUUCACCUUCUCCUCUCCCAGCAAUGAGCUGGAGCCACAUCCUGGAGCCAGCAGGGCCUACAAGAUGAAGAGGAUAUAGCCGUACCCCCAGAGCGUCUCCUUCCCUGAGAUCCUCAUGGAGACCCCACUCGUGCUGGUGGUGAGCAGCAAGACACAGGAACCCUGUACCCAUCAGCUACUGUGGCCUACCACACACAGAGCAAGUGAGGCCGUUGGGGAGAGAAUGUGCAAAAGUAGCGCCUUGCCGUCUGCGGCUGCUGCUGUGGGGGUCGGACUUAUCCUGCUGUCUGCUGCCCCCCCCAGUGGAUCCCAGAGGCAUAAUAGCUUGGAGAGUCUUGUGGGGCCAGCAGGAUACAGGGGAUUUACAACUGGGUAUUGGGGCAAAGGAUGGGGCUUGAGAACAGGGCGAUCCUCUCUACAGAGAGGGACUGAGAUAGCUGGGGUGUGGGGCAUAGAUGGGCGAGCUCUGAAUGGGGCGAUUCCCUGUACAGCGAGGGACUGGUGCAGCCGGGUUGGAGGGUAUAGAUAGGAGCUCAGAAUGGGAUGCUUCCCCCUACAGAAGGGACAGUGAUCCCUCUUUUCUCAUUCUCUCUCCACUCAGCAUGGUCCCAUCUCACAUGGCAAUGAGCUGUACCCAGGCUCUGCCCCCUGACAACCCAAUAAACCACCCCAAUGGGCUGAUCCCAGGUGUGAAGAAAUCUCACUGGGACUAGGAGACCCCGAACCAAGCCCAUCAAUGCCCCCCUCCAUCCACACCUCUUCCCUGCCCUUUCUCCUUCUCCUCUCCCUUUCCACACUCCUCGUUUCUGUUUCCUUCCCCCUUGGCUGGAAUCACUGGCCCCAACCUCCGUGGUUUCACUGGUUUAUGACUUGCGGAUGUUUAAAGGCAUCUAAUGGGCGUUGUAGCAACCAAAUCUCGGAGAGCUUUGGGGAUCGGACUUCCUUAGUUGCCUUUCAGAACAGGUCUGGCCCGGUGCCUGGCUCUCCAUAUAUACAGAGCGCAGCAUAUUUAUUUUG
Messenger RNA from Mauremys mutica (yellowpond turtle), 2517 nucleotides. RefSeq names its product cyclin B1 interacting protein 1 (gene CCNB1IP1). The transcript has 5 exons. The record is from RefSeq and is a predicted model, not a curated record. The coding region runs from base 587 to 1579 and encodes 330 amino acids. Lineage: Eukaryota; Metazoa; Chordata; Testudines; Geoemydidae. Gene Ontology annotation, biological process: reciprocal meiotic recombination. Gene Ontology annotation, molecular function: ubiquitin protein ligase activity. Gene Ontology annotation, cellular component: synaptonemal complex.